CCACGCGUAUGCAUGAAGAGGAUGAGUCCCCCAACGCAGCAAGGAUGAAGCCAAGCCAUGGCUCACGUAGCGUCAAGAGCUCGGCGGCGCUCACCGCCGAUCCACGACUCCAAAUGUGCUCAAGGUAGGGUAUACAACACUCUCUUGAGUGGUGAGUCAAGAGUCUUGUGAGUCAGAGUCAGAGCGUCAUGAUAUAAUUGUCCCCAGCACCAUGCCAAAUGUGUGCGUGGUCUGCCUCAGCGGUUUUGAGCAUCUUCAUUCCCACAUCCCCACGCGCCCUUUUGGUAGUCAGAGAGGUUUGGACGAGUGCUCAUUGCACAGCAGUUGCACCAGCUUCUCGCGUCAUUCGAGCAGGGCACACAGGUGAUCACGUCGAUCAAGCGCUACCUAUGCGCAGCAGCAGCUAGCAGGCGCAAACGGCUCCCAUUCAUCGUCGAAGAAGUGACGAGUGUGAACGCAAAAGAGAAGGUCAGGUUACGACCCAGCAUCUGUUGAACAGGAGUGCUCGGCUCCCAUACAACGUAGCCAAAAGUCACUUGGCACGCAGCACGUAUGCUCGAUGAGACGCCCCACACGUCACGUCCAAGGCCAGUCAAAGUGGUCAUCAUCUCUGACGCUAUAUACGUCCUUGUUCGACUCUGCAUCAUAUCAGCGCCAUGCUCGACUGACUACACCGCACCGCUUCAGCGAUCCGAGACCGGCUGAGCAGCACCGUCAUUGUGAUUGCUUAGCUGCGGGUCCGGGCUGAGCGGGACGGCAAAGGGCUCUGUGUGCGUCAGCUACUGAGGAUAAAGUGUUACCCAAAUUGGACACCUUCAUCAAGGACAAUGCGCGUGUGAAUGUUUGGCCAAAAAGCUCACUCACUAUGCAGCGUUGGAUCGAGCGAUAAAGGUCUCGCCUUGCCCUUGUUUCGUCUUGUUUUGCAUUCUCGUGUGCUCCUCACUCUCGCUCGCCAAGCUUCCCAUCAAUUCUCUGCUCGAGGCAUCUCACUGGCGAGAAACGGUGACCAAGCGCG
Molecule: messenger RNA, 1015 nt
Organism: Ceraceosorus bombacis
Lineage: Eukaryota; Fungi; Basidiomycota; Exobasidiomycetes; Ceraceosorales; Ceraceosoraceae
Source: the annotation of a GenBank genome assembly